UGGAGGAGUCGAUUGCAGCUCGUUACUUUCUUCUUUGACAAGCUUGGAUUUGGAUUGGGACAGGUGCAGACUGCGUCCUUUUCAGAGGACUUGUCUACCUUCCGGGCUGAUGGAGUUUGCGAACGGCAUCCCCACUAUGCAGCACGUUUAGCCGUUUGGCUCGGUCUUUUUUUUUUCUUUCUUUUUUUUUCCAGAAGGAGAAAGUCUGCGGCUCACUUUCCGUUUUUAGUAGUAGGUGGUAAUUUUUCUCCUGCUUCCUUUCACGGCAGGCAGUCCUUUGUACGUCUUUUUGCAACUGACCGCUUCGGAGCCGGCUUUCUCUUCGCGGAGUACCUGACUUUCCGGCACUCAUGAAUUCGGAUAUUAAUGUAUACCUCGGCAGGGAGAAAUCAGGUAUUAUGAGGAAGAGAGCGCUCCUGCUGAGGAAAGGCUGCAGCUUUGAAAUAACAAGCUCUGCCUCAGAGGACCUGGGCUGCCGGCGUGGGGAAUUCAGCCGGAAACACUAUGGGUCCGUAGAGCUGCUGAUCUCCAGCGAUGCGGACGGAGCCAUACAGCGAGCGGGCCGCUUCCGCGUGGAGAACGGCUCCUCUGAGGAGACAACGGACUACACUCCAGGAACAUGGAGGAGAACAGAUGUUCACUUGGAGAACCCAGAGUACCACACAAGAUGGUUCUUCAAAUAUUUCUUGGGGAAAGUCCAUCAGAAUUACGUGGGCACAGAUGCAGAGAAGAACCCCUUCUACCUGUCCGUCGUUCUGUCAGACCAGAACAACCAGCGGGUGCCUCAGUACAGAGCCAUACUGUGGAGGAAAACGGGAACCCUGAAGAUCUGCCUUCCUUACAGUCCUACAAAAACACUGUCAGUCAAGUCCAUUCUAAGUGCCAUGAACCUGGACAGAUUUGAAAAGGGCCCAAGGGAAAUACUCAACCCAGAGAUCCAGAAGGACUUACUGGUGUUGGAAGAACAAGAGGGGUCUGUAAACUUUAAAUUUGGUGUUCUGUAUGCCAAAGAUGGACAGCUCACAGAUGAUGAGAUGUUUAGCAAUGAGAUGGGAAGUGAAAACUUUGACAAGUUUCUAAACCUCCUUGGAGACACAAUCACACUGCAGGGUUGGGCAGGGUACAGAGGUGGCCUGGACACAAAAAAUGACACUACAGGAAUGAACUCCAUAUACACUGUGUACCAGGGUCAUGAGCUCAUGUUUCACGUGUCCACCAUGUUGCCGUACUCCAAGGAGAACAAGCAGCAGGUGGAGAGGAAAAGGCAUAUUGGGAAUGAUAUUGUUACAAUAGUGUUCCAAGAGGGAGAUGAUGCCUCUUCAUCAUUCAAACCGUCCAUGAUCCGAUCCCAUUUUACACAUAUUUUUGCCUUAGUUAGAUACAACAGCCAGAAUGACAGCUACAGGUUGAAGAUCUUCUCUGAGGAGAGUGUUCCCCUGUUUGGACCUCCCCUCCCCUCACCACCAGUGUUUACAGAUCACCAAGAAUUCAGGGACUUUUUGUUAGUUAAAUUAAUUAACGGAGAGAAGGCCACCCUGGAGACGCCGACGUUCGCUCAGAAACGCCAGCGCACUCUGGACAUGCUUAUCCGCUCGCUUUAUCAGGACCUCAUUCCCGACCUCCACAAGGUUCCCUUCUCUCCUCAGAACAUGCUGAAUCGCCGCUCCUUCAGCGACGUCCUGCCGGAGUCUCCCAAAUCUGCACGGAAGAAGGAGGAGGCGCGGCAGGCUGAGUUUGUCAGGAUAGGGCAGGCGCUGAAGCUGAAGACCAUCGUGCGAGGUGACGCCCCUACCAGUCUGGUCACCACAGGGUUGUGUAGAAAGGAGCCAUGGGAGUCCCAGAUCUUCUGCAAUAGCUUUCCCUAUGAGAUUGUGUGCAGUGACUCCUGGGGUCAGUCCUUGUUACUCACCACAGAUGCUGCUGGAGUCAUGCUGCUGGAUGCUCCAGACCCAGCUAAUUUAAACACUGAUACAGAGACAGUGCCUGUGCAGGUGUUCGAUAAGACCAUGGUGGUCAAACAGAUGCACGUUCUUGAACCUCAGGAUCUCCUCAUCACUAGGGCUGACAAAGGAAAAGACGCCCGUCUCUAUGUGUUCCGACUGAGCACGCUCAAGAGAGGCUUAGAAGAGAAGCAGCCAAUCCGCAGCAAGUACGACAGCAGGGAAAAUAAACUCGAAAAAACAAAAGGCUGCCAUUUGUAUUCCAUCAACACCCACCACGGCGUGGAGCUGCGCAUCGUGGCCGCCAUUCGCAACAAGCUCCUCCUCAUCACCAGGAAGCAGCCGCGGACGGACUGCCUGAGCGCCGUCGCCAUGGUGACCGCGCCCCCCGAAUCUCCCGUGGAAGAGUUCCAGUACAUCAGGGAGAUCUGUUUGUGCGACCCUCCUGUUGUCAUGGCGCUGGUGGACGGUCCCACUGGAGAGAACGACAACAUGAUCUGCGUGGCCUACAAACACCAGUUUGACCUGAUCAACGAGAGCACCGGAGAGGCGUACCGGCUGCACCACGUGGAGGCUAAUCGGGUCAAUUUUGUGGCAGCCAUAGAUGUGUACGAAGAUGGGGAGGCGGGUCUUCUGUUGUGUUACAACUAUAUCUGCUACUAUAAGAAGGUCUGUCCGUUCAACGGAGCCACACCCAUGAUCCAGUCAAGCACCUCAGACUUCAACUUCAGCUGGAACCAGAUGCCCAAUGCAAUCGUGUGCGCCUUCCCCUACAUCCUGGCCUUCACCACAGACUCCAUCGAGAUCCGGCUGGUGGUCAACGGCAACCUGGUCUACACCGCUGUGGUGCCAGAGCUGCAGCUGACUGCGUCCAGGUCGGAUAUCUACUUUGUGUCGUCCGCCCCGGUCAAUGCUGCGUCCAACAGCAGCUCCAGAGACACCAGCUCCCACAGCUCCCCCCAGACGCCCACCGGUUACGAGAUGCCAGUCUUCCCCUCGCCCCUGGGAGAUGAUUCUAUUAGGAUCCCCUAUGGAACCAAGCUUUCCCUGUACAUGUCAAAGGAAGCUGAAGGUGAAGUGCAGGCCAAGAACAUCUACAAGAUCCCGCUCAGCAACCUGGUGGGGCGCAGCAUCGAGAGGCCCCUGAAGUCGCCGCUCGUCAACAAGGUGGUGACCACGCCGGCCCCCAGCAUGGCCACGCCGUCCACGCUCAUCCCCGUCACGCACUCCCUCUCCCUCUCGCGCAUGGAGAUCAAGGAGAUCGCCAGCCGGACGCGCAAGGAGCUCCUGGGCCUUACAGAGGAGCCCAGCAGUAAGUCCGAGAGCACGGUGAAACACAGGAAGGUAUGCAAGAAGGUGGUGGAAGAGGAGCCAAAACAGCCGAGAGCGCUGAGGUCAACCAGCAGUGACAGGAUGGGCUCGGAGUCUGCGGACACAGAUUCGGACGCCCAGCGACACUGCUCCUCCAGCUCGGAGGCGGAGCCAGGGCCGCCCGAGGAGAGCCCGCCCCUCACCGCCUCGUUCGACGAGGACAUCCUGGACUUGAAGUGAGGACGGUCCUGAGAGCGCUUCACGGGCCCGCCUCUCGGCCUCCGCCACCGCCCCCGAGUGUGAAUGUUUUUGACGUGUUUUUCCGCCCCGAAAUGCUCAGCAUUCAGCCAUGGUGUUACUUUCAGACAACAAUUAAGGGCGGUGGAUCGUUUUUCCCUCGCCUAUACAUCUUUGUUUUCGUUUCAAAUGGAAAUGACGUGAAAACAAUGUGCUGAUUACAAACAAAACAGAAUACUAUUUAUUUAGGCUGCCAUGGCUUAAUUAAAAAAAUCUAGUAAUAUGUAUAUACAGCAUAUCAGUUGUAUAUAUAGUAUAUGUGCUAUACUAUAAAUAUGUUUGUAUAUGCAUAUAUACAUAUGUAUACACAUACCUAUACGUGUAUAUACAUAUAUUUUUUUCCGUCCGCCAUUUUUGUGCAUUCCGUAUCUGUUGGUCCUGGUUUUUCAUCCGAUUCACAGUAUACAUGUAGGCAGUAGAAGUGGAGUUCCUCAAGUGCCAUUUUUCCAUUUCUUCCUCCGAAGGUAAUCUUAGCAUGCCAUUGCACACAUACAUUCAUGUAACCUGUGGUGGUAGUAAUCUGAUUGUCCACAUACUAUAACUUUUAUACAUUUUCACAGGCGUUAAUCAAUGACUUUAGUUUCGACGCACACCACAGCGACACUGGCCCAGUGGCCUAUCUUGAGUUAGACCAGUAAAGGAAACUGCUUACACUGAAAGGUGAUGUGUCAAGACAGGCCAGUAACAUUAAUACUCCUAAACGCUGCCCUAUUGAAAAGGGCGUCCGAUUCUGCAUGUGAAACGUAAGCUGCACUGGUAUUCUGUUCCUUCAGCUUGAAACCCUCAGAACCAAAGGAUCUCAAUCUCAAGUCCGAUUUUAUAGCUCCUUCUCAUCCACAGAUCACGACUUGAUACACUGAGAUUUGUAAUUGGAGGAGCUGAAAAGAGCUUUUUGAAGCAGUUUGAGGAGAUGCUAAGUCUGCUGAAGUGUCUUGAUCAGGCCAUAUGCGACAUCCAGCUCCCCAAAUUCUGUACAAAACUUUUAGGAAUGUGUGCCUCAAACGAACAUGGCACUGGUGCAAAGUGGGUGUUAAAUAAUGCAACCGAAGGACAAAUAACCUGGCAGUGGAGAAAGCAUUCGAGCGCUGCCCUUUUGGUACAGAAAUAGCCAUACCUUUUACCAUCUUAGAACAGAGAAAAAUACAUUCGGCUCACAAAAUAGUGCGAACAGUUUUGAGACCGGCAGGAACGGGGGGUUUAUUUCAGUGCAGGAUGGUACAGAGAAGCAAAGCAUCAAAGGUAAAGGAUACGCCUUGAAGGAGAACAGGAAGAGGCGGGUCUUGACGCGUUCUUGGACCUGUGACCGCCUGUGCCAUCUUGUGGCUUUCCCGCAGCAUUGUUGUCCCUGGUGUAUAAUGCAUGACCGAUCCCUUCCCACUCCUCCUGGCCUUCUCUCUGUUUACCUGUUUCAAUGUCAACUCUUCAACACUAGUGUGAGCCUUGAGAAAAAAAGGGAAAAUGGGAAUAUUUUUGCAAAUGUAUUUACCUGUUAUUUAUUAUUCCUAUUAUAAUUGAGUAUCGGUGAGUGGGAGACAUUUGAUGGUUGAAGUUUGUAAUACCGGUAUAUCGGUUUGAAUGUUUUCUUUUCGUUUAGUUAGUCGAUCUUGUUUUUGUUUUCUUGGCCCCUAGACGUUUAGCAGUGGUUUUGUAUCUAAAUUAAUAUUUACUGUUUAGACUGUUGCUGAACCUCUGUGAUAUGAAAAUGAAACAAAAAUAAUAAAAAAACACCAAGUGUCUUAAAAUAUAUUGUAUUGCCAUUGUUUUUAAUGCCAAGUACUACUUGUAAAUGUUUGUGUUUCAAAUGUGGCCUCAAAUGAAACUGAACUAUUAUUAUUAUUCCUUUUAUUAUUAUUGUUUUAUUAUUUGAAUAAUUUUAAGUGCUGUAGACCACUGCUGUGAAAGUAGCUAAUUUUGUUCAUUGAUAUGAAAUAAAUAUUUAUGAAAUUUCAA
Molecule: messenger RNA, 5498 nt
Organism: Conger conger (European conger)
Lineage: Eukaryota; Metazoa; Chordata; Actinopteri; Anguilliformes; Congridae
Gene: garnl3
Product: GTPase activating Rap/RanGAP domain like 3
Exons: 31
Coding region: 351-3491 (1046 amino acids)
Biological process (GO): activation of GTPase activity; regulation of small GTPase mediated signal transduction
Cellular component (GO): cytoplasm
Molecular function (GO): GTPase activator activity
Source: RefSeq, a predicted model, not a curated record